CCCCCUUUAUAAUAAAACCAGGUUCGUCAUUAAGUUCGACAUUAACUAGUCCUUCUAGUCGCUUUGUCCGUCGGAACCCUAGAAAUAUCUCUCCACGACAGGGUCGAGUGUUGGGAGGAUGACGAGGGUUUAUGUUGGGAAUUUGGACCCCCGGGUCACUGAGAGGGACCUUGAAGACGAAUUCAAGAUCUUCGGUGUUCUUCGCAGUGUGUGGGUAGCUCGUAGACCGCCUGGCUACGCUUUCCUUGAGUUUGAUGACGAGAGGGAUGCGAUGGAUGCUAUCCGAGCAUUGGAUGGCAAGAAUGGUUGGCGUGUAGAGCUUUCUCAUAAUAAUAAGGGAGGCCGUGGGGGCGGUGGCCGUCGUGGUGGAGGAGAUGACAUGAAAUGCUAUGAGUGCGGUGAACCUGGUCAUUUCGCUCGUGAGUGUCGUCGAGGUCGUGGAAAUGGCGGAAGGCGCAGAAGUCCUAGCCCCCGUCGACGAAGAAGUCCAAGUUAUGGACGCAGGAGUCCCAGCCCUCGUGGAAGAAGAUCCCCAAGGCACCGUAGUGUGACUCCGCCUCGCCGUGGACGCAGCUACAGCAGAUCCCCGCCAUAUCGUAAUUCGCGUCGUGAUUCUCCUUACCGUCGAGAGUCGCCCUAUGGCCGACGUUCACCGUAUGCAAAUGGGGCUUGACAUGCGGUUUGGUUACACCAAGCUUGUUGGGGGCAUAUCUGCAAUGCUUUUAGUUAAUGUAGGAAGUAUCUGCUCUGCUUGUUGUUCUUCUACCAAAGCCACUUUGUUAUGAGCAAUGGGCAUGGGCAUGUCGUCAUCUUUUUUAGAAACUUGGAUUUGGAAUUAACUGCUUCAGACUCUCUCCCAACUACCGGUUUGACUUUGCUGUCUUCUCUUCAGGGGUACUUGGAACUCCAAGGUCGUUUUUUUCCCUUUUAAUGCUAUAUUAUGGAUGAAAUAUACGCGUUUGCUGAAUGUGGUUUCUAAAAGGCUCUGGGUUUUUCCAUCUUUUUUGUUUGUGAGGUAUGCUACGAUUUAACGGGCAAGAGACCGCGUCUCUUGUCGUGGCCAUCUGCGCUGCAUCUUCUUAAGUUGAUCAUCAUCGGUUUCUCUCUCCCUCAACCUUGCUGUGUGUGCACCAUUGUCAUCAUCAGCUAAGCUAUUGCUUGUUAUUCUGUUUGGCAUAAAAAAACUCUUGAAAAGAAUUCCGACUGUCGUCACUCCGCGUGCGGCAAAGACAGAGAAGCUGUUUCACUGCUCGACGUCUUCUUCCGCACUGCAUGUCUUCUUGUCUUUCAUGAACCGAUCUCAUCUGUUCGGCUUAUUCCCUGCUACAUCUUCCCUGUAAUUGAUCUCUGUUUCCACCUAUUCUUCAUGCCUUCCUCGUUUUGUGUAAAUGUUCAACUCUUGGUUCGUUUUUCCUUGA
Molecule: messenger RNA, 1418 nt
Organism: Tarenaya hassleriana
Lineage: Eukaryota; Viridiplantae; Streptophyta; Magnoliopsida; Brassicales; Cleomaceae
Product: serine/arginine-rich splicing factor RSZ21
Exons: 6
Coding region: 119-673 (184 amino acids)
Biological process (GO): mRNA splicing, via spliceosome
Cellular component (GO): nuclear speck
Molecular function (GO): zinc ion binding; RNA binding
Source: RefSeq, a predicted model, not a curated record